Megalops cyprinoides (Indo-Pacific tarpon) is the source of this 1149-nucleotide messenger RNA. RefSeq names its product homeobox protein Hox-A10-like. NCBI's taxonomy places the organism in Eukaryota, Metazoa, Chordata, Actinopteri, Elopiformes, Megalopidae. The transcript has 2 exons. Gene Ontology annotation, cellular component: nucleus. The coding region runs from base 103 to 1149 and encodes 348 amino acids. Gene Ontology annotation, molecular function: DNA-binding transcription factor activity, RNA polymerase II-specific; RNA polymerase II cis-regulatory region sequence-specific DNA binding. Gene Ontology annotation, biological process: regulation of transcription by RNA polymerase II. The record is from RefSeq and is a predicted model, not a curated record.
UAGGGGGUGGGGCUUUCCAUCUUCAAGAGUUUCAAUUGGCUUUCAGGUUGCAGAGUGUCGUAGGGGUAUCUCUAAUCAUAUUCAGCAUGUUUUGCACAAGAAAUGUCAGCCGGGAAGGGCUAUCUUCUCCCUUCGCCAAAUUACACCACAACAAUGUCAUGUUCCGAAAGCCCGGCUGGAAGCGCAUUUUUAGUGGAUUCCUUGAUCAGCGCCAGAACCGAAAGCAGUGGCGCGUACUACCAAGGGAACGGCGUGUGCGCGCCCCCCGCCGCGGAGCUGCCCUACGGACUACCGAAUUGUGGGUUUUUUCCAGGACUGGCGAAACGGAACGAGACCAGUUCCCAAACUAUGGUUCCCGCGUCCAGCCACUACAUGUCCGGGAUGGAGAUGUGGCUGGAUGGCUCGAGGGCGUGCCGAAUGGAUCAGCCCGCGAGCCAGCAGGUUACCCCGUGCUCCUUUUCUCCGAACAUUAAGGAAGAGAAUGCAUACUGCCUCUACGAGUCGCAGAAGCGUUCAAAACCGUCAACCGCGGAAGACCUCUCCUACACCAGGCUAACUUCAGGCUCGUGCGCAGUCAGUGACAGCGCUACAGUUCCUGUACCUGGCUAUUUCCGGCUGUCACAAACUCAAACACAUUCUAAGGUUUAUCACGGCGAUCCUUCGAAUCCGUUCCGCUUUGGCCUGCAACCCCCGAUUCGCUUCGACACCCCACCAUCCCCAGAGACGGACAGGAAGGGGAGCGAAGAGGCGUCCUCCACAAGCAUAGCACGGGCGCUGCAAAGAGAGGAGGAGACCCGAGUGUCCUCGUCCGACGAGUCGUCUUCUCCGGGUCCACCUGAAACCGAGAAAGAGAAAAGAGAGAAGCCCGCUAAAAGAGAUUUAAAAAAUGAAAAUACAGCCAACUGGCUUACAGCAAAAAGCGGCCGGAAGAAACGUUGCCCCUACACCAAGCACCAAACCCUGGAGCUCGAGAAGGAGUUUCUCUUCAACAUGUACCUGACUCGCGAGCGUCGCCUAGAGAUCAGUCGGUCCGUCCACCUUACCGACAGACAAGUCAAAAUCUGGUUUCAGAACCGGCGAAUGAAACUGAAGAAAAUGAACCGGGAAAACCGAAUUCGGGAGCUUACGACCAACUUCUCUUUCUCGUGA